UACAAAUAAUGAUAUCGUAGCUUCAUUUCUCUCAUCGUCUUCUAAAUUAGAAAAUAUCAAGAAUCAAAAUGGCGGACAAAGUGAAUGAAGUUGUCAGUUGCCACAACGUUGACCAUUGGAAGGAGCAGUUUGAGACUGGCAAAACUUCUGGCAAAUUGGUUGUGAUUGAUUUCACUGCUUCAUGGUGUGCACCGUGCCGUUUUAUUUCACCAAUUCUGACUGAUCUUGCUAAGAAGACCCCAAAUGUGUUGUUUCUCAAGGUUGAUGUUGAUGAGUUGAAGACUGUUGCUGAGGACUUUAAAGUUGAUGCCAUGCCAACCUUUGUUUUCCUGAAAGACGGAAUGGAAAUUGACAGGGUUGUGGGUGCAAAGAAAGAAGCCCUUGUGGAACUCGUAGCGAAGCAUGCAGCUUCAACUUCAACUUCAACUGAAACUGUAGCUGUAACUCCAUCAGCCAUCUAAUGAAGUUAACAAUGAGAUCAUUGCUCGGUUGUGAUAAUUAUGUUGUUAAGUACUGCUCUUAAUGUUUUACCUUAUCCUGGAUUAUGAAUUCUUGUAUGAUUCAGCUUUGGAUUUAUGGUUGUUACAAAUGACGGAAUGGCGGAUAAUAUUAUUUUACUUUGUGUAA
Molecule: messenger RNA, 627 nt
Organism: Spinacia oleracea (spinach)
Lineage: Eukaryota; Viridiplantae; Streptophyta; Magnoliopsida; Caryophyllales; Amaranthaceae
Product: thioredoxin H1
Exons: 3
Coding region: 69-461 (130 amino acids)
Source: RefSeq, a predicted model, not a curated record